This is a messenger RNA of Melanotaenia boesemani (Boeseman's rainbowfish), 2190 nucleotides long. It is a transcript of the gene entpd6, whose product is annotated as ectonucleoside triphosphate diphosphohydrolase 6. Gene Ontology annotation, molecular function: UDP phosphatase activity; GDP phosphatase activity. The transcript is spliced from 14 exons. Lineage: Eukaryota; Metazoa; Chordata; Actinopteri; Atheriniformes; Melanotaeniidae. Bases 159 to 1484 code for a protein of 441 amino acids. Gene Ontology annotation, biological process: nucleoside diphosphate catabolic process. Gene Ontology annotation, cellular component: Golgi apparatus; membrane. The record is from RefSeq and is a predicted model, not a curated record.
GCGUAAUUUCGGCCACGUCGCCGGUGUGACGGUACUGACGUCAUCAGGGAGCGCCGUGUUGUCAAUGGAAGAAUGAGGGAAAUUAGUGGUGGAAGAACUGAAUUAUCGGAGUGGCUGACGGUUUUCUUUCGCUGUUGCAGCUCCACACAGAAUGAGUGAUGAUGAAGAAACCAAAACUGGCCGGAGUCUUCCUCUUCGUGGGCUGCCUGCUGGCUUACCUCAUGUUUGUGAAGCAUCAUUUCUCCACCUCCAAGGCCACCACCUACAGAUUGCCUCCGCACCUCCGGCCCGGCUCAGACAGAACCAGAGACGACGAGCUCGCCUCUGCUGACGGGCUCCACUUCCAGUAUGGCAUCAUGUUCGAUGCCGGGAGCACUGGGACCAGAAUCCACAUCUUCAAGUUCCAGAUGGAGAACAAAGAAGCUCCCAAACUGACCCACGAGACGUUCAGGGCCAUCAAACCCGGACUGUCUGCGUACGCUGAUGACCCACAGAAGUGUGCUGCAGGCAUAGAGGAGCUCCUGGAAGUGGCCAAGUCCAGCGUCCCCACUAUCAUGUGGACCAGCACCCCUGUGGUUCUGAGGGCCACGGCCGGCCUGCGGAUGCUGCCCGGAGAGAAGGCCGACCACCUGCUGGAGGGGGUGAGGGCGCUGUUCCGGGAGUCUCCCUUCCUGUUCAAAGGCGACAGCGUGUCCAUCAUGGAUGGCACCGAUGAAGGAAUUUCUGCCUGGAUCACCAUCAACUUCCUCACAGGUGGUCUUCACGGUGCUGGCUUGCCCACCGUGGGGAUGCUGGAUCUGGGCGGCGGGUCGACCCAGAUCACCUUCAGCCCUAACGAUGAGAAAACCAUCCAGACGUCCCCCAUUGACUACAUCAGGUCUUUCCAGAUGUUCAACAACACACACACCGUUUACACUCACAGUUAUCUGGGUCUCGGUUUGAUGUCGGCCCGACUCGCCAUCCUAGGCGGCGUCGUCGCUCCACCCCUAGGGGGCAGCACUGAGCUGGUCAGUCCCUGCCUCCCUCCGGAGUACUCGGGCAGCUGGGAACACUCUGACGUCAUCUACACUGUUAAAGGACAGAAGUCAGGGGAGCCGGCUUACAAGGCGUGCCUCACCAAAGUGGAGAAGGUUCUGUACAGGAAGGUGGUAAAAGCAUCGGAGGCAGCAGACAUGGACUUCUACGCCUUCUCCUUUUACUACGACCGCGCCGCCGACCUCGGAUUCAUCGACGAACAGAAAGGGGGAACCAUCCGAGUGUCCGACUACGUCGAUGCAGCUAAAACAGUCUGUGGCAGCCUGUCCGCCAGUCCUCUGAAGAGCCCCUUCCUCUGUCUGGACCUGGUCUACAUCUCAGUUCUGCUGCAUGAGCUCGGCUUCCCUCCACACAAACAGCUCAAGCUGGCGAGGACCAUCAACCAGGUGGAGACCAGCUGGGCUCUGGGGGCCACGUUCCAUUAUAUCGAGUCCCUGAAGAGACCUUGAGUUCAGACCUGAUCCUGAACUAGUCCGCUGGCCUCGGGUCUUCAGGUGGAUCUGAGCAACGUGACCUCAUGCCUUUACACACACAUCAUGGUCCGAUGGUUUAUUUAUCUUCAGUAAUAAUAUAAUGUUGGGUUUUUUUUGUAUUUCUGAAUCUUCCGGGGUUUGUUCAGUUCGGGGUUUGUUUCUGGUCUCUGAAAGCACUAAAACACUAAACCCUUCGAUGGGUCUGUUUGACUUUACCAGGAUCCAGCCUGUCCCAGUCUAACCAGUAAGCUCUGACCUCGCGCUGGUACUUCCUGUUUGUAUCGACAGCGACUGAUUGUUUUCGUCUCUGAAGGACUUCUGUUGUCUCGGGUGGAGCGGUUUUCUCUCUGUGGGAUCCAGAAACUCUGUUCACUGAUUCUUUAAUCUCCAGAUAUUUUCUGCAAACUUUUCAGACUCUUGUCCUGAAAAUCAGCUGCUGCGAACUUUUCUGAUGCAAACUGGAUCCUGUUUAUGAAGUGGUUCUCCUUUACCUGCUGGUUUAGUUUUCAGGUCCCUGAAGGAUGAAGCGAGCUUUUCUGGUUAGGGACAGAUAUCCGCAGCUCGUUUUUAGGAAAAUACAAGUAAUAUUUUGUAGAAAUCAGCUGGAAAAUAAAUUGUCACUAAACUGAGCGACAUUGUAUGAAUAUGUCUGUGUGCAGACAAAUAAAGUAUUUUUAGAGCA